Molecule: messenger RNA, 2651 nt
Organism: Phasianus colchicus (ring-necked pheasant)
Lineage: Eukaryota; Metazoa; Chordata; Aves; Galliformes; Phasianidae
Source: RefSeq, a predicted model, not a curated record
AUGACGCCCCGCCUCCGCGCUUCCGGCACCGCCCCCCUACGGCAGCCGGGCGGGGCCGCGGGGGCGAUGGCGGCGGCGGCGGCGGCGGCUCGGGAGCGGCGCCGGGAACAGCUGCGGCGCUGGGAGGCGGCGGUAGCGGCCGCUCCCCCCUCCCAAGGCCCUCCCCAGCCGCCCCGGGCCCGCUCCGUUCGUUUCGAACGCGCGGCCGAGUUCCGCGCCGUCUGCGCAGGCGCGGACCUGGCGGAGGCGCGCGCCAUGGUGAGGGCGGGGGGGCGCGCGCUGUUGGGCGGGGCCAACGCGGACGGCAUCAGCGCGCUGCACCAGGCGUGCAUCGAUGAGAACAUGGAGGUGGUGCAGUUCCUGGUAGAGAGCGGAGCUGAUGUCAACCAGGCAGACAAUGAGGGCUGGACCCCACUGCACGUGGCUGCAUCCUGCGGCUACCGGGACAUCGCUGAGUAUCUCCUGGCCCAUGGGGCCGACGUGGCAGCGGUGACAAGUGAUGGAGAGCUGCCCUUGGAAGUGGCCGAGGAUGAAGGGCUGGAGGAGCUGCUGAGGGAGGAGGUGGAACGCAGAGGGGUGGACGUGGCGGCAGCCAAACGGGCGGAGGAGGAGCGGAUGCUGCGGGACACCCGGCGCUGGUUGGAUGCUGGGGAGAUCCGGGAUGCCAGGCACCCGGCCACAGGGGCCAGUGCCCUGCAUGUGGCAGCUGCCAAGGGCUACAUCGAGGUCAUGAGGCUGCUGUUGCAGGCAGGCUAUGACCCGGAUGUGAGGGACAAGGACGGGUGGACCCCGCUGCACGCAGCUGCACACUGGGGAGUGGAGGAGGCCUGCAGGCUGCUGGCCGAGCAUCUCUGCGACAUGGCACCCCGCAACAACGUGGGGCAGCGUCCUUGUGACCUAGCAGACGAGGAGACCCUUCCCCUCCUGGAGGAGCUGCAGCGGCGGCAGCACCAUCUCCGUUCUCAAAAAGACCCAGGGAUGCCCCCAGCCCCAAUAACUCUGGACCCCGAUGGAGCACCAGCUUCCACCUGGAGCAGUAAGCACCGCCGGAGCUCAGUGUGCCGCAUGAGCAGCCGUGAGAAGAUGUCAGUGCAGGAUCAGUCCAAGGAGCGCCCGGUGCUGGGGGUCCUUCCGCCCCCUGGAGACGAGGACAGCGGCGAUGAGGGGGAGACCCCUCCCCAAAUGGGUCUUCCCAUGGAGAUGGCCCCGCUGAGCCCCCCCAACGGGGUCCCUGAUGGUCCCCCCGUAAAGGGUCCCAGCACCGGGCUGUGCCGCACCGGCAGUUUGGGGGCGCUGCCCCCCCCCACCCCUCCCCCAGAUUUUGCUGUCCGUCGCUCCGCCUCCUCCCCCCGCCUAGACUCCGCCCCCCAGAGUAAAGAGCCACGCUUGGCCCGUGUCCCCCCCACCCCCUCACACCGGACUCCCUCUGACGCCGUCCCAUCUAACCCCAUCGAUGGAGGCCCCCAGGUGAAAGUGGAUGCAGAGCCCCGGCCCCGCAGGACAUACCAACCCCCCGUGCGGGACGAGGAAUCCGAGUCACAGCGCAAAGCAAGAUCCCGAAUGAUGCGGCAGUCCAGGAGGUCAACGCAGGGCGUCACUCUCACUGAGCUGAAGGAAGCAGAGAAGGCGAUUGGUCGCAUCGGAGAGGAGCAGCCAAUCAGAGAGGGAGAGAGGCGGGACGAGCAGCCCCCCGAGUGCACGGUGGUGCCUGGGGGGGGCAGGGAAUGUUUGGGGGGGGGUGGCUUGCAGAGCCGACAGCGACGGAAAGGACAGACGGGGUCUGAGGGGGAAGAAAAUGAGGACCAGGGGAGCAGCGAGGAGAGCCCCAAAAGCAAUGGGAUCUUGGCUGCCCCACGGCCCCCCCCAGCACAGCCGCCGGCAAUCGACUACCAGCAGCUCUAUGACGCCCUCUGGGAGGACAACGAGAGGCUGAAGGAGCAGCUGCAGGAGGCGGAGCUGAAGGUGACGCAGCUGCGGUUGGAGCUGGAAAGGGUGACCCAGAGGCAGGAGCGCAUCGCAGAGCGGCCGGCGCUGCUGGAGUUGGAGCGUUUUGAGCGCCGGGCGCUGGAGCGGAAGGCAGCGGAGCUGGAGGAGGAGCUGAAGGCACUGCAGGACCUGAAGGCCGACAACCAGCGGCUGAAGGAUGAGAAUGCGGCGCUGAUCCGCGUCAUCAGCAAACUGUCCAAGUGACCCCCCUAUAGGAGACCCCCCCAUUCUGCCCCUGCCCCCAUCGCCACCCCAUGGGGCGUCCACAGCUGCCAAAACUGCCCCCCGCCCCCCCACCCCCCAUAAUGCCAAAAUAUAGGACCCCCUCCACAAUAAACAAAGCCCUAAGGGAGCUGCCAGGGGGCGGGGCCACAGGGAGGGGGCGGGGCCAUUGCGAAAAGGGGCGGAGCCAUUGCUGGGGGCGUGGCCUGGACAGCUCGGGGGGGCAUAGCGUGGCCACGCCCCCUGCCAUCUUCACUUAAUGCCAAAAGUGGGCGGGGCUACCGCACGCCAGCCCCGCCCCCGGCUCCGAGCAUGCCAAUCAUCGCGCUGCUUUCACCCAGGCCCCGCCCCCUCCCUGCCGCUCAGCCAAUGGGAGGGCGGCUGGGCCCCGCCCCUCCGCCAAUGAGUAUUUUUGCAUUUAAAAAAAAAAAGGAAAAAAAAAA